Molecule: messenger RNA, 1647 nt
Organism: Thermothielavioides terrestris NRRL 8126
Lineage: Eukaryota; Fungi; Ascomycota; Sordariomycetes; Sordariales; Chaetomiaceae
Exons: 7
Coding region: 1-1647 (548 amino acids)
Cellular component (GO): cytosol; nucleus; ribonucleoprotein complex
Molecular function (GO): poly(A) binding; mRNA 3'-UTR binding; poly(U) RNA binding
Source: RefSeq, a predicted model, not a curated record
AUGACUCACUAUCGCGCGGCCACUACUAUGGCUUCCGACGUUGGAAAUAAUCGCCACGCCUCCUAUCCGGCCUACUUGGGCGCUCAGCUGGGCAGUGCCCCCCAGCAUGAUGUCUCGGCUUCCCAUGGUCAGCAUGUUGCCCACCACUCGGAUGCCAUGGGUGCUGUGAUGAAUCAAUUCAGCACCCUCGCCCUUCCAGCCGGUCCUGGCAUGCCCGGCGGUUCGAGCUUGUCUCAGAUUCAGGCUCACCAUGCCUACUGUGCUCCGCAGGAGCAGGCUGUGGCUUACCAGGGAUACUCACUUCCGCUGCACCUCGGAAUCGGCCCCGAGGCGGCCUAUUCCUUUGGAGUGUCCGGUCAAUACCCGGUUCAGAGCGGCUUCGCGCCCCUGCCUGUUCCUUACCAUGCCAUGCCUUACACGCCGGGCCGCGUCGCUUCUUAUGCUGACCGCAGCAGCGAAGUCCCUGGGCUGGAGAACCGCCGGGGCUCGUAUUCAACGACGGAGUCCACCCCCGCGACUCCCUUCUUUGGCAGCGCUUCGGACCGAGGCGGCGCCUCCCGGGUCGCCGUCUUCCGUUCCAGCUACACCACCCCGUCUCCGGAGCAGGUCGUGCUGCCCAAGGCUUCUCAGCCCAUUGACGAGGAACUCCUUGCGCUGCUCAAGCAGGAUCCGCCGAUUCCUCAAGCGGUUCCGGCUGUUUUCACUCCCCCCAGCCACACCAAGUCCAUCGAGCAGUGCCUGGAGAAUAGAAUCCAGGGUAACCGGAACGUCUACAUUCGCGGCCUGCAUCCCACGACGGACGACGACCUCCUGCACCGAUAUGCAUCUCGCUUUGGCAAGGUCGAGCAGAGCAAGGCCAUCAUCGACACCUCCACAGGGGCUUGCAAAGGGUUCGGAUUCGCCAAGUUUGCCGACGUGCGCGACUCCGAGAAGUGCAUUCGGGGCUUCUAUCACCUUGGCUAUGAGGUCGGCUUCGCUCGGGAGAGCUUCAAUGCCAGGCUCAAGGCUGAGGGCGAUGAUACAUCGACCAACCUGUAUCUGUCGAACCUUCCAAAGCGCUUGAACGAGUCGGAACUGAAUGCCAUUUUCGCCGGUUACCAUGUUGUCUCCAGCAAGAUCCUGCGCGACAGCAUGGGCAACAGCCGUGGUGUCGGGUUUGCUCGGUUCGAGACCCGCGAAGAGUGCGAAGAUAUCAUCAAGAAAUACCACGGCGCUUCGAUCGGCGAAGAGGGCAUGCUGAUGCAGGUCCGUUAUGCGGAUACGCCGGCCCAGAAGGAGCUGAAGCGCAUCACCGCCGAGCGUCGCCAGUUCCGAACCAACGAGUACAACAUUGGGGCCUACGGCACGGCUGAUGUCGGUAUCCAUCCUACCAUUUACAAUUCCGCCCCCUGGAACCGCCGUCCUGGAAUGGGAUCCGACCCUCUGUUCGCCCCCCGCGUGCCGGUCCGUGCCAACAUUGGCAGCAGCGCGAGCGCGGGUUCGGUCACGGUCCAUAGCUUGGGACAUACCCCGAAGCAAAGCAUGCAGGCCCCCGGAACGGCGUCCUCGGAGGAUGGCUUAGCCAACGACAGUGCGACUGUUGUUGACUCCCCGACCGCCAAAAAGGGCAGCACGCAGUCGUCGCCGGCCGUCCGAAAGGAGGCCUAG